AUGGUGCAAAUAAAGUACCUACUUCUGAUUUCCAGACAAGGAAAGGUACGGCUGAUGCGAUGGUUUGGAGCCUACACCUCUAACGACAAAACCAAAAUCUGCAGAGAGCUCAGUACCACCGUGCUAGCGCGUAAAGCAAAAAUGUGUAACAUUUUAGAGUACCAGGAUCAUAAAGUCGUUUACAGAAGGUACGCUAGUCUCUAUUUCGUGUGUGGAAUCAGUUCAGAGAGCAGCAAUGAGCUCUUGACCCUAGAAAUUAUCCACCGUUACGUUGAGGCCAUGGACAGCUAUUUUGACAAUGUGUGCGAAUUGGACAUUAUUUUCAAUUUCUCCAAAGCGUACGAAAUACUGAAUGAGGUUCUGAUAUGUGACGGCUCAAUGACCGAAACGAGCAAAACUAAUAUCCUCAAGACGGUGGCGUCCAUGGACGCACUCGAAACCAGCGACAAUUUGGACCAAGUCCUUAGCUAG
Lachancea meyersii CBS 8951 is the source of this 471-nucleotide messenger RNA. Lineage: Eukaryota; Fungi; Ascomycota; Saccharomycetes; Saccharomycetales; Saccharomycetaceae. The record is from the annotation of a GenBank genome assembly.